AUGCCGGACAAACCUGUGUUCCCUGCAGAUGUUCAUCAGACGGUGCUGAUUAAAGAAGAAGCUCCUGAAGAACGGAGUUCUGGUGUGGACCAGAAGGACCCAGAGACCCUCAACAUAAAGGAGGAAGAGGAGGAACUGAGGAUCAGUCUGGAUGUAGAGCAGCUCAGUGUGAAGGAGGAGACUGAUGACACCAGGUUCUCCUUCAUUGCAGUUCAUUUGAAGAGUGAGGAUGAUGAAGAGAAACCUCUGUCCUCUCAGUUUCAUCAGCACCAAGUGGAAGAUGGAGAUCUUCCAGCCAGCAGCUCAGCUGACCAGAUGAAAGCAGCAACUGGUGGAGAAGAUUGUGUUCAACUCUACAGAUUAGAUGUUCAGCAGAUGAUACUGAUUGUAAAAGAAGGUUCUGAAGAAUGGAAGUCUGAUGAUAUGGACCAGAAGGACCCAGAGCUCCUCCAUAUGAAGCUUCAUCAGCACCAAGUGGAAGAUGAAGAUCUUCCAACCAGCAGCUCAGCUGACCAGAUGAAUGCAGCAACUGUUGGAGAGGACUGUGGAGGAGCAGAAACUACCAGGAACCCGGAUCUAAAUACUCAUGAAUAUGGUUCCAGCUCUUCAGAGACUGAAGACAGUGAGGAUGAUGAUGCAGAGGUGAAUGAUCCCGAUUAUCAGCUGAAAGACUCAUCAGAUGCUGGAUCAGAACCUGAAGAUGUUGACAAAGGCUGGACAGAGAGCAGGGCUCCUGAGUCAGGUGUAAACACUGUCAACAAAUCUUGCAGCUUCUCUGAGUGUGAGAAACAAUUUCUCCACAAGCCGUCUGUCCAGAGAAACAAGACAGGUCAUUCAAGAAUAACGUCCUCAAGUUGUUUGGUUAGAAAGAAUUGUCUUUUAGGGAAGAAAACUGGAGACUCAAACGAAAAAAUUAAUUCAAGACAGAAAUCAUUUACUUGUGAUGUUUGUGAACAAUGGUUUAGACACAAGUCACAUUUGAAGGCACACAUGAUAAUCCACACAGGAGAGAAACAAUUUGUCUGUGAUGUUUGUGGACAAAGGUUUGGACAAAAGUCAUAUUUAAAGCCACACAUGAGAAUCCACACACGAGAAAAACCAUUUGCUUGUGAUGUUUGUGGACAAAUGUUUAGAGAUAAGUCAAGUUUAAACUCGCACAUGAGAAUCCACACAGGAGAGAAACCAUUUGCUUGUGAUGUUUGUGGACAAAGGUUUAGACGGAAGUCUACUUUAAACUCGCACAUGAGAAUCCACACAGGAGAAAAACCAUUUGCUUGUGAUGUUUGUGGACAAAGGUUUAGACAGAAAUCAAAUGUAAGCUCACACAUGAUAAUCCACACAGGGCAGAAACUAUUUUCUUGUGAUGUUUGUGGACAAAAGUUUAGAGAUAAGUCAACGUUAAACAUACAUGUGAGAAUCCACACAGGACAGAAACCAUUUGCUUGUGAUUUUUGUGGCCAAAGGUUUAGUCGGAAGCCAACUUUAAACUCGCAUAUGAGAAUGCACACAGGAGAAAAACCAUUUGCUUGUGAUGUUUGUGGACGCAAGUUUAUAAACAAGUCAAUUUUAAACAGACACAUGAAAAUCCACACAGGAUGA
Nematolebias whitei (Rio pearlfish) is the source of this 1599-nucleotide messenger RNA. RefSeq names its product zinc finger protein OZF-like. Gene Ontology annotation, biological process: regulation of DNA-templated transcription. The transcript is spliced from 3 exons. Gene Ontology annotation, molecular function: DNA-binding transcription factor activity, RNA polymerase II-specific; RNA polymerase II cis-regulatory region sequence-specific DNA binding. The coding region runs from base 1 to 1599 and encodes 532 amino acids. The record is from RefSeq and is a predicted model, not a curated record. Lineage: Eukaryota; Metazoa; Chordata; Actinopteri; Cyprinodontiformes; Rivulidae.